Vitis riparia (riverbank grape) is the source of this 718-nucleotide messenger RNA. RefSeq names its product protein RADIALIS-like 3. Lineage: Eukaryota; Viridiplantae; Streptophyta; Magnoliopsida; Vitales; Vitaceae. The transcript is spliced from 2 exons. Gene Ontology annotation, molecular function: DNA-binding transcription factor activity. Bases 197 to 505 code for a protein of 102 amino acids. The record is from RefSeq and is a predicted model, not a curated record.
CCUUGACUGAGGCAGUUAUUCCUUUUCUUUGUUUCCCUUCUGUGAGUUCUUUUCCUCUUGCAUCUCCAACUUCAAUACUCAGUAUACUGUCGCCUUCUCACCUUCAUCUACUUUUUCUUCAUAUUCACCCAACUCAUCUAUGACCUUAUUAUUCCAGCUUCUAUAGUUCUUAUUUCAUUCCCCCAUCAAUAUAGUAAUGGCAUCCCAUGCUUUCUCCUCUUCAUGUUAUUCAAGCUCCCCUUGGACACAGAAGCAAAACAAACUAUUUGAAGAAGCCCUGGCUCUGUACGACAAGAACACUCCUGACCGCUGGGCAAAUAUAGCCAAGGCUGUGGGUGGGAAAUCUGCUGAGGAAGUAAAGAGACACUAUGAGAUCCUGGAACAGGAUGUCAUGCAUAUAGAAAACGGCCAAGUCCCUCUACCCAUUUACAGGUCAACUGGAAGUAGCAGCGGAGGAAGUGUUGAUGAACAAAGGCACUUGCUGAAGAAUCUAAAGCUCCGUUGAAGCAAAAGACUCAGUUAUACGACAAAUAUACAUCAGCUCGAGCAUAUGCUAAAAAGAAGAUGCAGACGCAUGUAUUAGAAAGAGAAAAAAAGAAAAAGGUGAAUAAGAAUAAUAAAUAUAGGCUCAAACUAAUGAAGCAAGCAAGAUGAUGCAGUUAUCUGUGUCCAUGUAUCUCAAUUUGUCGCUACUGCAAUGAAUUCGCAAAUUAAAUAA